AUGGGAAUAUCAACACAUAAAGUUCCAUUCAAUCAAAUCGACAAUAUAAGAGCAGGUGAGAAGAUUAAGAGCGGAAAACGUCCUAAACCAUUUUCAGAAGACACGUCUGAGAAAUAUAAAAGGAUAGUCAAAGAAGCCUGGCAUGAUGACCGUAAUAAACGCCCAACAAUUGAGGAAAUAUUAGAACAACUUGAUGAAGUCAAAAAGGAUGUUGACCCAAACUACUUAUCAUCCCUUGAAAUUAAUGAAGCGAUAUCGCUGCAUGAAAAGAAACAAUACAAGAAAGCUUUCCGCUACUUUCGGGAGUUGGCAUAUGGAAAUGACCAUAAAUCUUUCCCUUUGGCCUCGUAUUAUGCGGGUCUUUAUUUUUUCGAAGGUACUUACGGCAUUGAGAAAGAUGAAUUUCAAGCUUUGUAUUUAUUAAAAAAGUCUGCCAUUUGUGGUGUUGCACAAGCUCAAUACAAGUACGCUUAUGCUUGUCUCAAAGGACGUUAUUAUUCACAAGAAGAAGGGUUAAAGUAUCUUAAGAAAUCUGCGCUUGGUGCAAGAGUUCCAGAGGCUUUAUAUAUGAUUUCUCAGCUCUUUUUGAAUGGCGAACACGGCUAUCCAAUUGACAAUAAAAAAUACAUAGAAUACUUGAUCAAGGCAGCAGAUAGGGGAUCAAAAGAGGCACAACAAGAACUUAUGAAAGAACGCGCAAAAAAUUAUUAA
Molecule: messenger RNA, 711 nt
Organism: Acaulospora colombiana
Lineage: Eukaryota; Fungi; Glomeromycota; Glomeromycetes; Diversisporales; Acaulosporaceae
Source: the annotation of a GenBank genome assembly